AUGCGCAAGUCGGGCCGUUUGCUGCUGCGACAGGUGGUCUUGAACCAUGGCCACUCGGUGCCUGGCUUUCCGCUGGGCUCCAUGCGCCGCUGGCUGGAGCUCCUGCCCUCCAGCGAGCUCUCGAGGGACAUGGACCGCUGCACUGUGGUGCUGCCGCGGCCGGGCGAUGGCUGGUAUGCGCCACCCUCCUCUGGGACGUCGGCAGGCUUCCCCUGGGGUGAGCUCACACAGCAAGGUGCUGAUGAGAUGAUGCGUCAGGGCCAGCGCUGCGCCAGGGAUUGGUCGGUGGAUUUGUCGAAGGUGCUGCUGCGGGCAGCCAACCGAGCCAGCUGUAUAUCUUCUGCACAGGCCUUUGCACUUGGUGGACGGCCAAAGCAGGAACCCGUCGAACCACUUCGUCAGGAACCCGUUGAGGUGCUUCUGCAGCGCGGGGAAGCCUUGCUCCCCCAGCAGUCGCCAGAGACGGCGGAGGUGCGAUCUCCAGAGUUGGCUCAGGAGAUUCGGCAGAACCUGGGGCUUGAAGAUUUGGGUCGUGCGCGCAAGCCGAGCCCUGAAAGAUCCAACCAAAACGGCCAACGAGUCCAGUUGUGCUUCUUCAACGGCGGGGAAGGCAGGCUCCGUCAGCGCGGCUCCUUUCGUGGGCCCGCGCCACCCAGCGCCGGGCGUCGGCGUCGGGAAAAGGAGCUCCAAGGUGAGGAGGCCAGCGAGGGACGGGAGCAUGAUCUGCCAAGUCGCGGGAACGGCGCUGCGCCGGCGGUUGCGGCUCCACAACCCCCUGCUGCGAAGUCGUCCAAGCCACGAGUACCACCGGUGCCGAUGCCCUUUGGCGACGUGAACGUUGAUAUGACCAUGAUGCGCUUCAGCCACUUCGUGCCCAGGCUCUACAACUUUUGCCGUGACUUGGGAAUGACCAAAGGCCGGAUCAUGCCUUCCAUCGGCUUCUGUGCGGAUGAGAACCAGGGCUUUCCUGCCAUCACCAUCACCAAGCAUUUCGGUGCCUACCCCUUCACACAUGGCUAUAUCGGCGGCGUCAUGGCCCUUGAUCGUCAUGGCCCCCAUGCUCACCACGGUGACGACUUCGUGAUCAUCCACGCCCCACACGUGGGCUACGAUCCGGAGACCGAGACCUAUGGCGUCUAUCGCAGGCGGCAGGUGGCCGACCCAGAGCAUUCUAUGUCGACCUGCUGUGGGAAGGUGGCUGGUACUUUGGCACCCUACAUCGACAGCUAUGAGAAAGCGCUGGGGCGCAUCAGCGUACGCGAAGCCAAAGAUGGAGUGGUUUUGGUGAACAUUGGCAACUCGCUGUUGAGCGAGGAGGACGACUUGGGCAUUGCUUUGAACUUUGAUCGGCUUUUAGAACCGGAUGCUUUGGAGAAUCCCCUGCUCUUGCAGAGCACCUCGGUGGUGUAUAUCGCCUCCGCAGAGUUCAGCGGCCUGUACCACGCGACGAAGACGACACCCAAAACCUCCAAAGGGGAGGGCCAGAAAGCACAAACCCUGUGGGAGUUGGAUGAGCGAUUGGCUUGGAGGCCCUUAACGGAUCCCAGCUUAAAGCAGCUCUUAAGCCAAGAGUUCUUCUCCUUUAAGAAGAAGCCAGAGGAUCUACCUGGAGAGGCUGGACGCUUCGAGAGGACGCUCUUGCCCCACUUGCCCUUUAUCAUCACAUCUCCCUACGCUCCAGACUUCACAGCAGCUCUGGUGAUCAUGCAGUAUGAGUUCGACCGUGGAGUGCAGUCUAUUGUGACCUCUCCUGCAUACAAGGAUCGGAACUGCAUGCUGAUCUCCGGGCUGAAUAUUGAUGUGGCACCAGCCGCCAAUGACCUCGAGGCAUUCCCGCAGACGAUGUUCCUUCCUUGGGCUGCCUACGUGCAGUUGGCAGAUGGUACCCAGCGUGUCAUCGAGCAAGACGCUUUGGUGACCCUUUUGCACAAACAGCCUCUGGAGAAUAAGGACGCCAUUGAGCUGGAGCGAGGCUUUGCGGCUUUGGCGACCCACCAGAUGAAGAGGAUGGUCUUCCACAACUCGCGUGAAGGAAAGCUGGAUGAAGUUCGCGUGGUGUGA
Durusdinium trenchii is the source of this 2061-nucleotide messenger RNA. The record is from the annotation of a GenBank genome assembly. Lineage: Eukaryota; Dinophyceae; Suessiales; Symbiodiniaceae.